UUAUAAACAAACACGAAAUACACAGACACUCUUAUUUUUGGAUCAAAAUGCAUUCUUGUAAUAAUAGGGAGAAAAUCAUAUCUACAAGGUUGUGUCUAUUGCAAAACAAAAUAUGGAACCAUUGUUUACAAGAAUUUAUUCUUACCAGAUGACGUAAUCCUUGGUCUGGGAGGCAACCAUGUUCAUUUUAUGCCCGCAGUUCUUGCAUUUCAUUUUGCGUUUCAGCAAGCCAAUCAUUUGCAACCAUUUUAUUAAUUUUAAACAUGAUUUUUUUGUUUCUCUAGCAUAAACUUUUGUCAAAAGUUUUCUUUCCAGUGAAUUCAUAAAGCCGCCAGAUCGAGCUAGUAGGCUAACUGUUUGUCAAUUUAACGACCAAGACAACCCAAAAAUUAAAAACUGGCGCACUUUCAUUUCAUUGGCUAAAUAUGUUAUCAGAUACACCUACCACGGUUGAGUGUUGGCAGAGUUGUCACGUGAUCGAUCACUUCAACAAUCGGAUUGGCUCGCACUCCCUGAAAAUUUGGUUGUUCAGAUGCAUCGACAUAACAUGUUUGAUCCAGAGCAUUCAGUGCAGCGCCCCCCAUCUGGCAAUGGGAGCAGUGCGCUGGGUACCAUGCAUUUUACCCGGGCAAAGGCACGGAGGGGAAAUACCGAGGGCGAAGGAGAAGAUUCCACAAACAAAAGUGCUGCUAAGAUGGACAGUCUCAAGCCUGUUAAACAACAUAUUCUCUGGAAGAAGAAGGCUGAGAUGCUCCAGUCUCGGGUGGAUGAGCUGGAGGAGGAAAAUGGCUUACUCAAGAAGCAACUUGAAGAGAAGUCUGCACAAGAACAAGAUGGGAACAUGGAGAUAAUGGCUACUGGAGAUGAGGAGCCACAGGCCAUGAUGCUGGACUCCAGCACUGAUACUAGCACUGAUUCAAGCUCUGACGACUCCAGCUCCAGCUCUACCUCUGACUCUUCGGUUGAGGAAAAGAAGAAAAAGAAGUAUAAAAAGAAGAAUGGCAAGAAGAGAAGUAAAAAAAGAAAGAAGGAGAACAAAAAGAUGAAGAAGUCAGGCGGAAAAGGAGAGCGAGUUGCCUCAAUUUCAGAUGUGGUGAAAAGAUAUCUACGUGUCCUCAAACUUGUGCAAAAAGGCUUCAGGAUGACCGCAGCCUUCAAGAAAGCUCACGUUUCAAGAAAUGCUGUGAAAGACACGGCAGCAAUUGCAGAAAUUUACAUAGCAGACAAAAGUGUCCUAAACCAGUUCAAGGGUAAAUACACACUUUUAAAACUAGCACAACUUUGUCAAAAAAAAAUAGCUGGUGAACUGGCAGAAAAGAUCAUUGAAAUGAAAAAUAACAAACAGCUCAUCCCUUUUUCUGCAAAGAAAGACUGAAUGUAGGAAACAGGAUGCUAGCUAAGUUUGAGUAGAUUGUAAGUGGAUACGUUUUGUUUUUCAUAAUUUAAAGUUCAAGUUGCUUUGCCCCUACAAUGACAUGGUGGAGACUUGUUGUUGUGCUGCCAGUGCAGCAUGUUUAUUUUAUUUUGUUGUUUUGUUUUUUGUUUUUGUAAUGUUAAUUCAAGUAAAGUUUGAUACAACAUAAUAGACUGUUCAGAUCUGAUGCCCUAGUGAACAAUGGGUUUGUAUAAAUAUAUUGUUAAUAAAACAACUUUCUCUAAUAUCCUGUCUGUAGUGUUUGUUCUAUUGUAGUUCAUAGUCUGGUAUAUUAACUUCUCAUUUUAAAUGGUAAAUAUCUUGCAUAUAAUUAAUGGAUGGCUGUAUGUUUUCUGUUAAUAGCUUA
Megalobrama amblycephala (Wuchang bream) is the source of this 1781-nucleotide messenger RNA. Its product is annotated as protein FAM133B-like. The coding region runs from base 533 to 1375 and encodes 280 amino acids. The transcript is spliced from 5 exons. NCBI's taxonomy places the organism in Eukaryota, Metazoa, Chordata, Actinopteri, Cypriniformes, Xenocyprididae. Gene Ontology annotation, cellular component: nucleoplasm. The record is from RefSeq and is a predicted model, not a curated record.